Molecule: messenger RNA, 1041 nt
Organism: Naegleria gruberi
Lineage: Eukaryota; Heterolobosea; Eutetramitea; Acrasida; Naegleriidae
Exons: 1
Coding region: 1-1041 (346 amino acids)
Source: RefSeq, a predicted model, not a curated record
AUGCAUCCAAGUUCCCAUCCAGUUUUUGGUCAAGAAUUGAUAGUAGAGAAAAUCCUCUCCUUUUCCAAUGUGGUUGAUUGGUUGAGAAAUGAACCACCACUGAUUAGUAGAACAUUUUCUACAGUAUUCUCUUCCGAACAUUUCGCAAGACUUUAUAUGGCCAAUGUUUUAAACCUAACUAGUGAACAAGUUGGUCUUUUAGAAAAUAUGGUUAAUGGAAAGGUUUCUGAUAAUAGAUUGUUGAAAAACUAUGAAUCAAUGCAGUCACUUUUUAAAGAGUUCGUCAGUAAUAGUUUAAUUCCAAAGAGAAAUUUGACAAGUUUAGUUUCAAAGUUUUGUGCAAAUGACACUACAUAUGCCAAGGAAAUUGAAGACACCAUCUCCAAAAUAACCAUGGCUGUUGAAAUUCGUGAAAAAUUAUGUUCACAAUAUUAUAAUUGUGACUUGAUUAUUAAUGAUGGUGGCACUACUUAUGAAAUUAAAGAUGUCUCACAAUUCUGGAAAGGAGGUGAAUGUAAGCAAAUCUUUGUCCAUUCCAUUGAGAAGUUAAAACCUGAAUUAACUGCAAAGAUAGGAGGAUAUGAAAUUGAGGCCACUAUCUACAUGGGAUUUGGUUAUCCCUUACAGUUUUUAUUUUGUGGUACUUACCAACAUUUCGAAGGAACUACUCACUUUGAUGAGAGUGUUUCAGUAUUUGACAAUUUGAUUUUCUAUUCGGAGGAGUGUUAUACAGAGGGAACGAGAGUGGAAACGUUUGAAAUUAUGAAUCACUUUAUUAGUGUCGAACAAGAUCAAAUACCACCAGAAUUGAAUGCUGAGAGAGUUUACAAUACUUUGUGUUAUCAUUGGUAUUGGCCAUUUUUGCAUGGAAAAUCAAAGAUGACCAACAAAUUUAAGGAAACCAUGAAGAAACUGGACUUUGAUGAUCCAGUCAUUUAUGUCGACUCCUACAUGAGAGAAUCUGAUUCAAAUUCAGCAAACAAGCGUAAACUCAAAGAGUCAUCACAAGCUAAGAGUGGUACAAAGAAGAGUAAGCAUUGA